Pochonia chlamydosporia 170 is the source of this 1641-nucleotide messenger RNA. RefSeq names its product MFS sugar transporter. Gene Ontology annotation, molecular function: carbohydrate:proton symporter activity. The coding region runs from base 1 to 1641 and encodes 546 amino acids. The record is from RefSeq and is a predicted model, not a curated record. Gene Ontology annotation, biological process: transmembrane transport; carbohydrate transport. Gene Ontology annotation, cellular component: membrane. The transcript has 4 exons. Lineage: Eukaryota; Fungi; Ascomycota; Sordariomycetes; Hypocreales; Clavicipitaceae.
AUGAAGUUCCUCAAGCCAACUACAAAGGAAACUGGUGCCUCCGAGCCCAUUGUUACACUCAUUGCAAAUGAGGACAAGGUAGCAUGGUACCAGAAACCAAACCUAAGAUAUUUGUAUCUUAUCCUUUUCCCAGCAUGUAUGGGUAUCGAGCUCACUUCUGGCUUUGAUUCCCAAAUGAUCAAUGCUCUUCAGAUCGUUCCCUCAUGGGUAACUUAUUUCCACAAUCCGCAAGGCUCGCUCAAGGGCAUCAUCGCAGCCGCGUACUCUCUUGGAGCCAUCAUGUCUCUCCCGUUCAUUCCGAUCGUGAAUGAUAGGCUUGGAAGACGUUGGUCCAUCAUGGGCGGCUCCGUUAUUAUGAUUAUCGGUGCCUUAGUCCAAGGCUUCUCUCAGCACGUCGCAAUGUAUAUCGUGGCUCGUAUCAUUCUCGGAUUUGGCAUCCCUACAUGCAUUGUGUCAGGCUCGUCACUGAUUGGUGAACUUGGACACCCAAAAGAGCGUGCCAUCCUCACUUCACUCUUCAACGUGGCAUAUUUCAUCGGCCAAAUUCUUGCAGCGGGAAUCACCUUUGGCACAAAUAGCAUACCAAGUGACUGGGGGUGGCGUAUCCCAUCUCUGUUGCAAAUGGUGCCGUCGAUUCUUCAGAUUGGCUUUGUCUUCCUGCUGCCUGAAAGCCCUCGAUGGCUUGUGACCAAAGGGCGAAGCGCCGAAGCCAAGGACAUACUAGUAAAAUAUCACGCCGAGGGCGAUGAAAACUCCGAGUUUGUUCAUGCCGAAAUGGCACAGAUUGAGGCAACUAUUGAGCUCGAGAAAGAAUCAUCAAAGAAAAGCUGGCUGUCUCUUGUUCAGACCGCAGGCAUGCGGCGGCGGACAUUAAUUUCGACGUUUCUUGGAUUAUUUACACAGUGGUCUGGCAACACUCUCAUCUCCUAUUACCUAGGAGACCUCCUUGCUAUGGUUGGGCAAACAGAUUCCGUCUUUAAACAAAAAAUCAAUGUCGCCAUAGCCUGCUGGUCACUGGUCUGCGGUGUUACCGUCUCUUUGCUCGUUAACCGCUUUAAUCGUCGGACCAUGUACCUCACCUGCACGAUUAGCCUGCUCGUAGUCUACAUUUGCUGGACUGUGACGAUGCAACAAAGCAUUGCGGCAAAGAAUGCUGGGUAUACAAAUACUGCCGCUGGCGCUGCGACCAUAUUCUUCAUCUUUGCCUAUUCACCUUGCUACAACAUAGGAUACAAUGCGCUCACUUACACGUAUCUUGUCGAACUUUGGCCCUAUGCUGAACGAUCCCGCGGAAUCUCUCUCUUUCAGCUCUUUGGCCGCUUGGCCGGAUUCUUUACCACAUUUGUCAACCCAAUCGGUUUGCAGAACAUUAGCUGGAAGUGGCUUAUCACCUACUGCUGCUGGCUGGCCUUUGAAAUCUGUUUCAUCUGGUUCUUAUUCCCUGAGACAAUGGGUCGAACACUGGAAGAGUUGACAUUCCUGUUUGAAGACAAAACUUUGGCGGAUCGAGCCGUUAUGGCCGUUGAGAAAGCCGUCCACCACGAAGACAACCAAGUUGCCCAGCACAAAGAUGGCGAUGUCGGCACGGUACAGCAGUUUGAGGAAACCGCAGGCAAUUCGAUGCACAAAACGAAGGUCUAA